ACUCGCUGCUUCCCAUUCCCAGGCACGGAGACCAAACAUGGCGGAGUAAAAGCAGCGAUUAAGGCGCUUAGACGUAGCUGGCAAAUCCCGGGAAUCCUGCUCACACUGCGCUGCGAGGGACCAAAGCAAACAGGCCCGCGGUUUGUGAAGAAGUGCGGCGGGGCUUGGAUGCUCUGCGGGGCAUCAGGCGAUCCUUUUAUUAGGGUUGCGUUUUAGCGCCCCGCUCGAUCGCCCGUCUUCGUCGGAUCAUUCCAAACAAGCAGACCCCCACCCACCCACCUAACACUCACUGUUCCCGGGUGUGGAGGCAUGGAUUGGGGAAGCGAGUAAGACGAGAAAGGGGAGAUAAUAAGCACGCUACCGCAUCGGAAAGGAAUUCUGCAAAGACUGCGCCUCACCCAGAGGAAAGCGUGGGUUGAUGCAGAGCCUGGGGAACGGAUGACCAACUGAUGCCUUCGCCGCUUCCUGAGGGCAGUAUGAUGCUGUUUGCUGUGACCCUGGCGGCCUUCAGUGCAGCUGUCUCUGGGUCAGAUCUCCCGUUUGGGACCAGCAAGCCCUCCACGGUGGUCCCCCAUGUUACCGUGGCAACAACAUCCACUGGCAGCACCACGCCCACUGGGCCCAAUGCAGCCAGCGCAGCCCCCGGUGUCGUCACAGCAGGCGAUGACGGGGACGGACCCCCCCUCACCAUCAUGACUCCGGUCCUCGGUGUCGGAUCCGCCCCUGCGCCUCCCCCCACCACUUUUCCCUUCGUCAUGGCGGCCACCGCCCAAGCUCACAACGGCAGUACGGGCAGUGAGAAUGGUACCACUGUGUCACCUGCCCUGACACCAGCACCUGAUACAUCCACCGAAAGCCCCACGGCCACUGAGCCCCCCACAGAGCCCUCCGCUGGGCACAGCAUCGCCCCCAGCACCACCGCACCAGAUGGAUCGGGACAAGAUGACAGGGCGGUCAUCGCAGUGAUGGUGGCCUUGUCUUCCCUACUGGUCAUCAUCUUCAUCAUCAUCGUGCUGUGCAUGCUAAGGUUUAAGAAGUACAAGCAGGCCGGGAGCCAUUCCAACUCAUUCCGGCUAUCCAACGGCAGAGCCGACGACACCGAGAUGCAGACCAUGCCCCUAUUGGCCCGCUCCCCCAGCACAAACAGGAAGUACCCGCCCCUUUCCAUCGACAAGCUGGAGGAGGAGAUGAACCGUCGCAUGGCGGACGACAACAAGCUUUUCCGGGAGGAGUUCAAUGCCUUGCCGGUAUGCCCCAUUCAAGCCACCUGCGACGCGGCAGCCAAGGAGGAGAACAAGGAGAAGAACAGAUACGUCAACAUCCUGCCUUACGAUCACUCCCGAGUUCACCUGUCCCUGCUGGAAGGUGUCCCAGACUCAGACUUCAUCAAUGCCUCCUACAUCAACGGAUAUCAGGAAAAGAACAAGUUCAUCGCUGCUCAGGGACCAAAAGAGGAGACAGUGAAUGACUUCUGGAGGAUGAUUUGGGAGCAGAACACUGCAACCAUCGUCAUGGUGACCAAUCUGAAGGAGAGGAAGGAAUGUAAAUGUGCCCAGUACUGGCCUGACCAGGGCUGCUGGACAUACGGAAGCGUCCGGGUCUCCGUGGAGGACGUGACAGUGCUGGUUGACUACACCAUCCGCAAGUUCUGCAUCCAGCAGGUGGGAGACGUUUCCGGAAAGAAAUCGCAGCGUCCUGUCACUCAGUUCCACUUCACCAGCUGGCCGGAUUUUGGGGUGCCCUUCACUCCCAUCGGCAUGCUGAAGUUCCUGAAAAAGGUGAAGGCCUGCAAUCCUCAGUAUGCUGGGGCCAUCGUGGUCCACUGCAGUGCUGGUGUUGGACGAACUGGGACCUUCAUCGUGAUCGACGCCAUGCUGGACAUGAUGGCAGCCGAGCGGAAAGUGGACGUCUUUGGUUUCGUCACCCGCAUCCGAGCGCAGCGCUGCCAGAUGGUCCAGACCGACAUGCAGUACGUCUUUAUCUUCCAAGCCCUGCUGGAGCACUACCUGUACGGUGACACAGAGCUGGAGGUCACAUCUCUGGAGUCCCACUUGGCCAAGCUGUAUGCCCCUUGCCCCGGCGCGGGCUGUGGGGGCAUGGAAGCUGAAUUUAAGAAGCUCACCUCCGUUAAGAUCCAGAACGACAAGAUGAGGACAGGGAACCUUCCGGCGAACAUGAAGAAGAAUCGAGUCCUGCAGAUCAUCCCAUACGAGUUCAACCGUGUCAUCAUCCCCGUCAAGAGAGGUGACGAGAACACGGACUACAUCAAUGCCUCUUUCAUCGAUGGCUACAGACAGAAGGACGCCUACAUGGCGUGCCAGGGCCCCCUGCAACACACGCUGGAGGACUUCUGGAGGAUGAUCUGGGAGUGGAGGAGCUGUUCUAUCGUAAUGCUAACUGAGCUGGAGGAGAGAGGACAGGAGAAGUGCACGCAGUACUGGCCCACUGAGGGCACCCUGGUUUGUGGGGACAUGGCGAUCGAGCUGAAGCGCGAGGAGGUGUGCGAGAACUACACUGUGAGAGACCUGCUGGUCACCAACAGCAGGGAGAACCGGUCUCGUGCCGUCAGGCAGUUCCACUUCCACGGCUGGCCGGAGGUGGGCAUCCCAGCGGAUGGGAAAGGCAUGAUCAGCAUCAUUGCGGCGGUGCAGAAGCAGCAGCAGCAGUCGGGAAACCACCCCAUCACCGUGCAUUGCAGUGCCGGGGCGGGCAGAACCGGAACCUUCUGUGCUCUAAGCACGGUCCUGGAGAGGGUGAAGGCUGAGGGCAUCCUAGAUGUCUUCCAGACGGUCAAGAGCCUGAGACUGCAGAGGCCGCACAUGGUCCAAACACUGGAGCAGUAUGAGUUCUGUUACAAAGUGGUCCAGGAGUACAUCGAUGCCUUUUCCGACUAUGCCAACUUCAAGUAGGACGCGGAGCUCACAGACGGCCAGGUGGACCCCAUGGACACUGGCUGCACACGACCUCGACGCACCGGCUUACCGCAGGGGGGCGUUUGUCUGGAACAGAGACUGAGCUGUUGGUGUUGGCUUGGGGAGGCAGGUGGAGCUUGUCCGCCUUGGCGAAGCUAUGCUGGUUAGUGUGGACACACUAACCCGCCACGUUUGCUGUACAUAAGGCUGGCUCUGCGUUUCAUGUUUAUUUAGUUUUGGACAGUCUGUGCAGUCAGACUGCAGUUUUACCCAUUCGAGCAUCUGUUUUUACUGUGUCUUGUUCAUUUGUGUGUGUGUGUGUGUGUGUGUGUGUGUGUGUGUGUGUGUGUGUGGGUCACUGAGUGGCUGUGAGAUGGGGUAUUUGUCGUUAAUGUGCCAAAAAUAAGACCAAACGAAGCAAGCUGCCCCUUUUUAAGGGGUUUAUAUCUAUGUUCAGUUGUCCACAGGUAAAAAAAGAAAACACACACAGGAUUCCAUAUGAAUAAGUGAAUCCACUGGACCAGCAACUGUCAGUUUUGCCAACCAUUGUCAUCACCUUAAUAAAUAUGCUCUUUAAUGGAAAUCAUAACUUUUUCCGACACUUUCCAAAAAAUAGGAAAUAAGUCUUUCUUGAAGUGGGAGUUCUGGUGUGGCUCUGCAACCAGUUUACUAACAGCAGCUUGGAUGCUUUUGGACAUGGAAAGGAAGUAGGUAUUGAUAGUCAUUCUUGGGGGGGGGCAUUCAGAUUAGUUUUGUGGCUGACGUAUACCUUUUGGCAGGGUAGCUGUGCUGUUGUGGAAAAAACAAAAGAUUUAUGAGUGUCAGGUUUUUAUGUCAUCAGUUUGGGGUGGGGUGGUGUUUAUCUCCAGGGUUGGACAAUGGAGGGGGGGGGGGGGCAUCUGGACCGAUGUUUUUCAGGCUGCUGUCAGUCCUAAAGGCUGUUCGUGGGGCAUAUUGUCUUUCCUUGUAUAUGCGUGAGAGACUGUGGUAGGUGCAUCGUGGGUUAAAGGCCGUAAUGACUCACAGCCCCACACCUGCCGAAGUCACCACCCAACACACAGUGGCCCUCAGAAGAGGAGCAGCUCAAGGCCACGGCGUGUUCUGCACAUGCAAGGCGUCUCCGCCUCUGUGCAGGCUAAGGCCGCCCAGCCCACGGGGUGCAGAUACUGCGCGCCGGUCUCAUUGCUGCAUUCACAACUGUGUGUUUCUUUGCCCAUGUUACCAUUUCAUUGUUUUAUAUCCUGUGAUAUUGCAAGGGAUCAACAUUAAUCAUAAAAUAAUUGUGUGUUGGGGGGAGGGUUAGGAAAAUGCUAAAAUUCCAUUGUAUGAAUGAAACAUAAUUACUCUUCUGCAUUAGUUUACUGCUCAUAUUUUUUCCAGUAUGUCAGUUUCACAUGAUGUAUGAUCAUAUUCCCUUAUAACCAGUACUAGUCUAGUGUGUUACAAACUCCCAGGUCAAAUGGGCUCUGAUCUUCUGCAUUCCGGAUUGGGCCUGUAAUCGUCAGCCCCAGCAUGUGGCCCAUUCAGACCGGGGCUCUGUAUCUCUCCACACACACAGCACCCAUGUGUAGACCUUUUGUCAUCGUCGCCGUGUGAUGAUGUCACAGAUUCAGUCACCUUGUGUCGUUUUUUCAGUGCGGCUCACGUAAUCACAUGGGAUACGGCGCUAUGGGUCCCAUAGCGACAAGUGAGAAAAAUAUUUGUGAAAAUUUUAUUUAUUUUUUUUUGCCCUCCGUCGUUAUAGAUGUUUACUUAGCUAGCCUAGCUAUACUAGUCAGUGCCGCUCAUGCGUUUUCAGGUCUAAAAGACAAAUCCAAAAUGCUGUAAAACACCAGUACAGUAUGUUCAGAGAAAAGGGUUCAAAAUAACCAGAACGGGCGCUGCACUAUGUGGACAUUUAAUGUUUUGAGUGUUAUUUGUCUAAAACAAAUGAGCAGCUCAGCACAGCUCUGACUCUUGCAUAUUAAGCUUUUUAAAUCAUUAACGUAGCUGUCAUGAUAAGCAAGUUUUAUGCAAGUUCAACGUUAAUUUAAUAGCUUAACACAUUGAGAUUAGUCAGGUGAGUUUUGUCCAUAAAAUGACUUUUAACGUUUUUGUUUGCAUUUAACUUUAGUGUUAAACACUUUAUCUUAAUAAUAUGCACUAUAGUUCAUACCCCCCAGAACUGUACAAUUAAUUUAAGAAUGGAAACAUUAACAUUAACGGUAACUAUGCUGAAUCCUUUGCAGGCUAAUUAUUAGCCUGUUUGUAACAUUGGCACACCAAUGCAGAAGACGAAUUCAGCAUGAGUAAGUUAUUAUUAAGUGUAAUUUGAGUAUUAUACUGCAAACCAUUUAAAAUAUAUAUUGGUUUUAUUAAAAUCAGACAAUACUAAAUAAAGAAGGAAUAAAUAUAUAUAUAAAUAUAUAUACACAGCAGAAGUUUAUACCGACUACUGUGGACCAUAAUCUGAGGGGAUCCAGUUUAUUUUUCAACCUGCUUGCUGCAUGGUGAAAUGAAAAUGUAAUUUUGUUAAAGUGUGCAAAGUUGCAACCCUGUUUGGUUCAACCAUAUACACAUACAUACAUACAUACACACACACCCUGGCCUACCUAGCUCUAUUUAUUUGAGGAUUGAUACUGAUUAAAAAGGGGGAAGACUAAAGAUGAAGUUCGGUACGUACACAGCUCCCUAAGCACCCUGCCAGAAGAGGGGGAAGUACUGAUUGGUUCAUUGAGAGAUGAUGGGGCUUAAUCAGAGUGAUUCCAGUCUGCCACCAUUCCGCUCCAAAUGCAGCUAUUACGCCUCCAGCCUCUUUCAGUGGUCUGUUCCAUUUCUGUCUCUCUCAAGCUUGUUCCGGACACCCCCCGUGUCCACAUCGGGAGUGGUUUCGCCGUGCCGUUUUCGGUGUGGGAUCCGUGGGAGGUGCUGAAGGGCGCCUGCACAAAUCCGAGAGCGUAAGAGUGACGUCUGCAGGGGAGCCGUCAUUGUCGUCCUCUCAGAGGUUGCCCUUCUUUUAUGUGUGUAUAUAAAUUCCUCCAAAAGCUUUAUUUUUUAUUUGCCCUCUUUUUGUUCUUGGUUUUGCAUUUGUUUUUAAUGCAGAAUAUAUAAAGAAUGUCAAUUGGUCUUUCUAAGUGGCAUACUGUCCAUUAUAAAAUUGCAUAAUAAAAGAUUUUAUAACUGC
Molecule: messenger RNA, 6075 nt
Organism: Brienomyrus brachyistius
Lineage: Eukaryota; Metazoa; Chordata; Actinopteri; Osteoglossiformes; Mormyridae
Product: receptor-type tyrosine-protein phosphatase alpha-like
Exons: 23
Coding region: 450-2909 (819 amino acids)
Biological process (GO): protein dephosphorylation
Molecular function (GO): protein tyrosine phosphatase activity
Source: RefSeq, a predicted model, not a curated record